Molecule: messenger RNA, 2080 nt
Organism: Wasmannia auropunctata (little fire ant)
Lineage: Eukaryota; Metazoa; Arthropoda; Insecta; Hymenoptera; Formicidae
Gene: CCT8
Product: T-complex protein 1 subunit theta
Exons: 5
Coding region: 112-1749 (545 amino acids)
Biological process (GO): protein folding
Cellular component (GO): chaperonin-containing T-complex
Molecular function (GO): ATP-dependent protein folding chaperone; ATP hydrolysis activity; ATP binding
Source: RefSeq, a predicted model, not a curated record
AUUGUCCACCGCCACCCUGGUCCUUUUUGGAGCUAAACGAGAGGAGAGUCACGGGAGUCACACGACAAGUUGCACAAGUUGUGAAGAGACGAUUUUUUGAAGUUUUCGAAAAUGGCUAUGCAUGUACCGAAGGCGCCUGGCGUGGCGCAGAUGCUCAAGGAUGGGGCCCGCUAUUUUUCGGGCCUCGAAGAAGCAGUCUACAGGAACAUUACGGCCUGCAAACAAUUUGCGGAUACUGUAAGGAGCGCAUACGGUCCUAAUGGCAUGAAUAAAAUGGUCAUUAAUCACAUUGAGAAGCUGUUCGUAACUAAUGACGCGGUGACGAUUGUCAAUGAGUUGGAAGUGGAGCAUCCGGCUGCCAAGUUGUUGGUCCUGGCGUCAAAAAUGCAGGAAGCCGAGGCAGGAGACGGAACAAACUUUGUUAUCAUCUUUGCUGGAGAAUUGCUUCAUGCGGCGGAAGAGUUGCUUCGUCUGGGCAUUACAACUUCAGAGAUCGUUGAAGGUUACGAGAACGUUUUGAACAAAGCACUCGAAAUCUUACCGACUCUGAUCGUUCACGAAGUGAAAGACGUACGAGACGAGGACCAAGUAAAGAAGGGAAUCAGGAGCACUGUCAUGAGCAAGCAGUAUGGAAACGAGGAUAUCCUUGCUUCCCUCGUCACCAAGGCUUGUAUCUCCAUUCUGCCGGAGAAGACGACGUUCAACGUUGACAAUGUGCGUGUUUGCAAGAUACUCGGCGGCGGCCUGAGUAACUCCCAAGUGAUGCAGGGCAUGGUAUUCAAGCGUCACGUGGAGGGAGACGUCACGAGGAAAACCCUCGCGAAGAUCGCGGUUUACACUUGCGCCGUCGACAUCAUUCAGACCGAGACGAAGGGCACCGUGCUGAUUAAAUCGGCCGAUGAGCUGUUGAAAUUCUCGCGCGGCGAGGAAGCGCUGCUGGAAAACCAAAUCAAGGCGAUCGUCGACAGCGGCGCCGAGGUAGUGGUGUCCGGUGGAAAAUUCGGCAAUAUGGCCUUGCAUUACAUGAACAAAUACAAUCUGAUGGCCGUUCGUAUCCCGAGCAAGUUCGACAUCAGGCGACUUUGCAAAACCGUCGGUGCAACUGCGCUCUCCAAGCUGGUGCCUCCGUCGAAAGAAGAGCUGGGAUACGCCGACUCGGUAUACAUAGACGAGUUGGGAGACACUAUAGUGGUGGUCUUCAAACUGGAGGGAAAGGAGAGCCGCGUCAGUACCGUGCUUGUGCGCGGUUCGACCGAAAAUUAUAUGGACGAUAUCGAGCGCGCGAUUGAUGACGGUGUCAACACUUUCAAGGGCAUCACGAGAGACGGUAGAUUUGUCCCGGGUGCGGGCGCCACGGAGAUCGAGCUCGCCGCGCAGCUGGCGGCGUAUGCGGACACGCUACCCGGUCUCGAGCAGUACGCCGCGCGCAAAUUCGCCACUGCCUUAGAGAUCUUCCCGAAAACCCUGGCCGAGAGCAGUGGUGCACGCUCGUCCGAGCUUGUGUCGAAGCUGUACGCGGCGCACAAAGAAGGAAAGAAGAACUACGGUUUUGACAUCGAUAGUGAAAGCGCAUCUUUGGUCGAUACCAUCGAGGGGGGUAUCUUGGAUCUGUAUCUAACAAAGCAAUGGGCGCUCAAGUACGCGGUCGGUGCGGCGUGUACCGUUCUCAAAGUGGACCAAAUCAUCAUGGCAAAACGGGCGGGCGGUCCGAAAGUUCCAUCGGGAGGCGUUCGCGACGAAGACGACUAAUAGUGCAGAAAUCAGCGCAAACUUUCAUGUCUAAUUUAAAACAUUAUUUGUGUUUCUGAGUAAUUAUGGAAUAGAGCGAAUAAAAAGAAAUGUCGUGUCUCCACUUAAUUCCGCAUGAUUAGAAAGGAAAGAAAUGUACUUUCUAUCGCACGCUUGUUCAUUUUCGGAAAUAGAGUAAGAAUUUCUACAAUUUUAUAUCUUCAUCCAACAUAUCUGUUGAAUUUCAAAUUGUAUUAAUUUUAUAUUGUAUUAAUUGAUUCAGCAGAUGCAUUGGAUGGAUAUUAAAAAUCAAACUAAUUGUUACAUAAAUAAAACAAUGUGAAUAUGAAAA